Prosopis cineraria is the source of this 582-nucleotide messenger RNA. RefSeq names its product ent-kaurenoic acid oxidase 2-like. The record is from RefSeq and is a predicted model, not a curated record. Gene Ontology annotation, molecular function: ent-kaurenoic acid monooxygenase activity; heme binding; iron ion binding. The transcript is spliced from 5 exons. Lineage: Eukaryota; Viridiplantae; Streptophyta; Magnoliopsida; Fabales; Fabaceae. Gene Ontology annotation, biological process: sterol metabolic process; multicellular organism development; brassinosteroid homeostasis. Gene Ontology annotation, cellular component: endoplasmic reticulum. The coding region runs from base 1 to 582 and encodes 193 amino acids.
AUGAUUGAUGGUCUUAUGAAUGCGGAAGAUGAAAAUGGAAACAAAUUGGACGAUGAACAAGUCAUUGAUAUAAUGUUAAUGUAUCUGAAUGCUAGUCAUGAGUCUUCAGGUCAUAUUACCAUGUGGGCAACAGUUUACUUGCAGCAACACCCAAAAUGUUUCCAAAGGGCUAAGGUGAUUGAUGAAACCAUGUGUUUAGUAACUUUCUCAUUGACUGUCUUCAGAGAACCAAAAUCAGAUGUGAAUAUCAAUGGCUAUCUUGUUCCAAAAGGAUGGAGAGCCCUUGCUUGGUUCAGGACUAUUCAUUAUGAUCUUAAGAUUUAUCCAAAUCCCAUAGAAUUCAAUCCUUCCAGAUGGGAUAAAUUUAUGCCAAAAGCAACUGAGUUUAUGCCGUUUGGAGUAGGAAGCAGACUGUGCCCAGGAAAUGAGCUUGCAAAGUUGGAGAUUAUUGUAUUUCUUCAUCAUUUCCUUCUCAGUUAUCGGCUUGAAUGUUUGAAUCCUAAGAGUCCUGUGAUGUACCUUCCAUAUGCAAGGCCCAUUGAUAAUUGCGUGGCAAGAAUUCAUAAAGUCUCUAAAGCAUGA